CCCCCAUUAUAGGUCAUCACAAUCAGCAUCGCACAAACUUCUUCAGACUCACAUGCUAAUGGCUAUCACACGCUUCUCAUACUUCAUUCUAGUUCUUCUUUGCCUGUCUUUGCUUCACUUAGUCACUUCUUUCCCUUCUGCUAAUGGUCAGAUUGAUUACAAUUACAACUAUAAUUACUAUGAUAGGUCAUGCCCUAGUUUGGGAAUGAUUGUCAAGUAUGGUGUCUGGGCUGCUUUCAAGAAUGACACCAGAAUAGCCGCAUCCCUCCUCCGAUUGCAUUUCCACGACUGCUUUGUAAACGGCUGCGAUGCUUCCAUACUUCUGGACGACACAAUUGAUUUCAGGGGAGAGAAGAAUGCUCUUCCCAACCGCAAUUCAGCUAGAGGAUAUGAAGUCAUUGAAAGCAUCAAAGCAGAUGUUGAAAAGGCUUGCCCAUCAACUGUUUCAUGUGUUGAUAUACUGGCUCUUGCAGCAAGAGAAUCUGUCCUCCUGUCAGGAGGGCCUUAUUAUCCUCUUUCAUUGGGCGGGCUAGAUGGAUUGACUGCAAGUGAGAAGGCAGCAAAUGAACAAUUGCCAUCACCAUUUGAACCACUAGAGAACAUCACUGCUAAGUUCACAUCAAAGGGUCUUGACAUUAAGGAUGUUGUAGUCCUCUCAGGGGCACACACCAUAGGUUUUGCUCAGUGCUUCGCCUUCAAGAGGAGGCUCUUCGACUUCAAAGGCACCGGCAAGCCUGACCCCACACUUGAUUCUUCGGCCGUGGCAAACUUACAGGGCAUGUGCCCAAAUAAGGAUGCAUCAAACAGCAAACUAGCCCCUCUUGACUCUGUAAGCACAUACCGAUUUGACAAUGCUUAUUAUGUGAACCUCGUGAACAGAACUGCCCUUCUUGAAUCUGAUCAAGCUCUCAUGGGGGAUUCCAAGACUGCUGCAAUGGUUACUGCCUACAGCUCAAAUUCGUAUCUUUUCUCAGCUGAUUUUGCAUCAUCAAUGGUAAAGAUGAGCAAUAUUGGGAUACUUACAGGCAGCAAUGGGCAAAUUAGAAAGCAAUGUGGGUCUGUUAACUAAAUAUAUGUGAUGUGAGUCUGUUAAUCAUGGCACUUCUGUACCUAGUUUCUUUGGGGCUCAAAAUGUGGUGCUCACCUAGUGGAUGCAUAUGUGAUAGACAUGCCAGUCUUUUAAUAAAAACAAGUGUUUAAGUAAUGAUUUGAA
Messenger RNA from Populus euphratica (Euphrates poplar), 1213 nucleotides. Its product is annotated as Peroxidase superfamily protein. The transcript has 4 exons. The record is from RefSeq and is a predicted model, not a curated record. The coding region runs from base 53 to 1069 and encodes 338 amino acids. Lineage: Eukaryota; Viridiplantae; Streptophyta; Magnoliopsida; Malpighiales; Salicaceae. Gene Ontology annotation, molecular function: peroxidase activity; heme binding. Gene Ontology annotation, biological process: response to oxidative stress; hydrogen peroxide catabolic process.